Penicillium maclennaniae is the source of this 645-nucleotide messenger RNA. RefSeq names its product cutinase family protein. Bases 1 to 645 code for a protein of 214 amino acids. Gene Ontology annotation, molecular function: cutinase activity. Lineage: Eukaryota; Fungi; Ascomycota; Eurotiomycetes; Eurotiales; Aspergillaceae. Gene Ontology annotation, cellular component: extracellular region. The record is from RefSeq and is a predicted model, not a curated record. Gene Ontology annotation, biological process: carbohydrate catabolic process. The transcript is spliced from 3 exons.
AUGAAUCUUCGUCUCUUGACCCUCGCCCUGGCUGGUGCUGUCGCUGCUAGCCCUGUGGAUCUCCAGCAACGCCAGCUUAGCUCGGGCAAUGAUCUUCGCACAGGACCUUGCAAGGAUAUUACCUUCAUUUUCGCUCGUGGCUCCACCGAAAUUGGACUCCUAGGUGAACUUGUCGGACCUGAGGUCUGCUCUGCUCUCCAGGCUGCCAAACCCGGAAAAGUCGCUUGCCAGGGUGUCGGACCUGCGUACACCGCCGACCUGGCAUCUAACUUCUUGCCUGCCAACACCUCCCCGGCUGCCAUCGCGGAAGCCGAGGGCCUCUUUGAACUGGCUGCGACGAAGUGUCCCAAUACCCAGAUUGUGGCUGGCGGAUACAGUCAGGGUACUGCUGUCAUGGAUGGCUCUAUCCAGAAGCUCUCCGCCUCGGUCAUGGCGAAAGUCAAGGCUGUCGCUCUCUUUGGCUUUACUCGCAAUUACCAGGACCAUGGUUCCAUUCCCAACUACCCUGCAGCCCGGACCAAGGUCUACUGUGCUGUGGGUGAUCUGGUCUGCGAUGACACCUUGAUCAUUACAGCAGCUCACUUUACCUACGGGCUCGAUGCGGUUUCCGCUGCUCAGUUCCUGUUGAGCAAGGUGUCUUCCUAG